ACCAAAGCUCAUAUAACAUCCUCCAUUCUACAUCUCCCACCUCUUCCUCUACAAACCAACCACAACCACUCAAACCUAUCCAAAAUGGCACCCCCCACCCCCCUCGAGAGAGCAACCAACUCUGUCCUCCGCCUCGUAAAAGAAGAGUCCUACUACCACAAGGAGCUCGCCCAUCAAGAAACCCGCAUCUCCAAGCUCCAGACUGAGAUUGCCGCCGGCAAGCCCGACCUCGACAGCAACGCCCCUUACAUGUUGAAGCAAGAGCAAACCGCCCUCGAGGAAACCAAAGCCGUCUUCGGUCCUCUCCGUGACAAGAUCUCCGAAGCUGUCCAGAACCUGGAGGAGCAAAUCGCCAUCACGGAGAGCGAUGGGGCGGAGGGCAAGGAGGAGGAGCUGAAGAAGGCGAGGGAGGCUGUGGAGAGUGGGAAGAAGGUUGCUAAGCAGGAGUAG
This is a messenger RNA of Podospora anserina S mat+, 450 nucleotides long. RefSeq lists its product as uncharacterized. The record is from RefSeq and is a predicted model, not a curated record. Gene Ontology annotation, biological process: tubulin complex assembly; post-chaperonin tubulin folding pathway. Lineage: Eukaryota; Fungi; Ascomycota; Sordariomycetes; Sordariales; Podosporaceae. The annotation marks the transcript as partial. The transcript has 2 exons. Gene Ontology annotation, molecular function: beta-tubulin binding. Gene Ontology annotation, cellular component: cytosol; microtubule cytoskeleton.